CUGGAGCCGGGACCACCACGGUGACUGCUCCAGAGCCUCCGCGUCGGGGCGGCGGCGGCCGUUCGGCUCCUGAGCCGCCGGCUGGCCCCGCGCCCCACCCCAUCCCCACGGGCGGGGGACGGGCCCGGCGCGGUCAGGUGGGCUCGGGAGCAGAGUUGCAGAAUCCAAGGACCCCUUCUGUUCUUUCUCCAUAUUGCUUGAUGGGAGGCAUUAUGGCCCCCAAAGACAUAAUGACAAAUACUCAUGCUAAAUCCAUCCUCAAUUCAAUGAACUCCCUCAGGAAGAGCAAUACCCUCUGUGAUGUGACAUUAAGAGUAGAGCAGAAAGACUUCCCUGCCCAUCGGAUUGUGCUGGCUGCGUGUAGCGAUUACUUCUGUGCCAUGUUCACUAGUGAGCUUUCAGAGAAGGGGAAACCUUAUGUUGAUAUCCAAGGUUUAACUGCUUCUACCAUGGAAAUCCUUUUGGACUUUGUGUACACAGAAACAGUACAUGUGACAGUGGAAAAUGUACAAGAACUGCUCCCUGCAGCCUGUCUACUUCAGCUGAAAGGUGUGAAGCAAGCCUGCUGUGAGUUCUUAGAAAGUCAGUUGGACCCUUCUAAUUGCCUCGGUAUCAGGGAUUUUGCUGAAACUCAUAAUUGUGUUGACCUGAUGCAAGCAGCUGAGGUUUUUAGCCAGAAGCAUUUUCCUGAAGUGGUACAGCAUGAAGAGUUCAUUCUUCUAAGUCAAGGAGAGGUGGAAAAGCUAAUCAAGUGCGAUGAAAUUCAGGUGGAUUCUGAAGAGCCGGUUUUUGAGGCUGUCAUCAACUGGGUGAAGCAUGCCAAGAAGGAGCGAGAAGAAUCCUUGCCUGACCUGCUGCAGUACGUGCGGAUGCCCCUGCUGACCCCCAGGUACAUCACAGAUGUAAUAGAUGCAGAGCCUUUCAUCCGCUGUAGUUUACAGUGCAGAGAUCUAGUUGAUGAAGCCAAGAAGUUUCAUCUGAGGCCUGAACUGCGGAGUCAGAUGCAGGGACCAAGGACAAGGGCUCGUCUAGGAGCCAAUGAAGUGCUUCUGGUUGUUGGGGGCUUCGGGAGCCAGCAGUCUCCCAUUGACGUGGUAGAGAAGUAUGACCCUAAGACUCAGGAGUGGAGCUUUUUGCCGAGCAUCACUCGUAAGAGACGGUAUGUGGCCUCAGUGUCCCUACAUGACCGGAUCUACGUAAUUGGUGGCUAUGAUGGCCGUUCCCGCCUCAGUUCAGUGGAAUGUCUAGACUACACAGCAGAUGAGGAUGGGGUCUGGUAUUCUGUGGCCCCUAUGAAUGUCCGACGAGGACUUGCUGGAGCCACCACCCUGGGAGAUAUGAUCUACGUCUCUGGAGGCUUUGAUGGAAGCAGGCGUCAUACCAGUAUGGAGCGAUAUGACCCAAACAUUGACCAGUGGAGCAUGCUGGGAGAUAUGCAGACAGCCCGGGAAGGCGCUGGACUAGUAGUAGCCAGCGGAGUAAUCUACUGCCUAGGAGGAUAUGAUGGCUUGAAUAUCUUGAAUUCAGUUGAGAAAUAUGAUCCCCAUACAGGACACUGGACUAAUGUUACACCAAUGGCCACCAAGCGGUCUGGUGCAGGAGUAGCCCUGCUGAAUGACCAUAUUUAUGUGGUGGGGGGAUUUGAUGGUACAGCCCACCUUUCUUCUGUUGAAGCAUACAACAUUCGCACCGAUUCUUGGACAACUGUCACUAGUAUGACCACUCCACGAUGCUACGUAGGGGCCACAGUGCUUCGGGGGCGGCUCUGUGCAAUUGCAGGAUAUGAUGGAAACUCCCUGCUGAGUAGCAUUGAAUGCUAUGACCCUAUCAUUGACAGCUGGGAAGUAGUGACUUCCAUGGGAACCCAGCGCUGUGAUGCUGGUGUGUGUGUUCUCCGAGAGAAGUGACCAUUGUUGGAGCACCGUCCAGAGCUAGUGACCAGUCCAAAGGACAGUUUGUGGGAGAAUCAAGGAUCCUUUCCAGAAUACCUAUUUCUCACUGUGUGCAUAAGUUGAUUACAGGCACCAGUGCAGUGAUGAUUGUACUUAUUUGCCCCGUACUCCCCCUCACAUUGGUAGUUAUUUCUGAGAAGGGUGGAUAACAGACACUCAAGGGAUAAAAAUGCACAUUGAAUGGACGUGAGAGACCAGAUUACCUCUCCCUCUGGUCUGGGGAGCACUUUCUUGUCAUUUGUAACUUACCUUGUGCUUAGGAGAAUAUAUAUAUAUAUAUGUUGUGCCUCAUACAUUGCAGAGAACUAAGGUAAGUAUGGCCUACUAGAUGUGGGCAGUAUCCAGCCUAGAUGAUUGGAAGGAUACCAACUUAAGUAAGCUCAGUAAAAUCCAUGUCUUUUUUCCAGGAACAAAUAUGUUUUUCUAAUCUACAGGUAGCUAGGGGCAACACAGUUUCAUUCUGGAGGAAAACAAAAGAGAAAUCCCUAUCAAAACUUUGGGGACCAGGGAGAGAGACUCAUCUUACACUCCCUUAGGAGGACAGGGUUAGUAUAUCAGACCUGAGGUUAGAGUAAGUGAAGUAAACAAUCUGAGGCAAUGUGAGUGAAAUUAGAACACCACUGAACUUAUAACCUGGAAGAUCGAGAAGGUUGCAUUAUUUGAAGGUUGUUUUUUUUUCCCAAGGUCUUUCUAAAGUAGAGUGUUGUGCAUCCGUGCAGUAGAGACUGGGAGAAUAACAAGAGUUAACAAAUCUUGGGAUGAGAGGCAAUAACAUAAAUGUGAGAAUUCAACAUACCUGGGGAUGAGCUAGAAGUACCUGUGAUUUUACAAUUGUCUUAUUUCCUGCCAAGGUUCAUCUAGCCCUGGCAAUGUUUGCCUUGAAUGGUGAGAGACUGUCUUUUUUUUGUUGAAUCCAAUGCUACUACACCAUUACACUUCCACACUAUUUAUUAGGGGAUGGGGUGGGGUUGGCAGCAGCCCAGUUUCAGCUACCUGAUUACUGCCCAUUCUUUUAAGGGCACACUUCUGCUAAGGAGUGGUUUUUACUGCUGUGUUUGGUACAUUUAGUCCUUUUCCUGCUAUAAGUUUCCCUUACAUGUCCAUAGAAUGGAUUUUAUUCAUUCCAGGACAGAAUAAUCAAGGACAACAAAAAUUCCUUUGUUAGUUCUAGUACCUCUGCUAUCACCGUUUCUGAACUACCAUUCAAGGCACCUGUGUAUCAUGGAGUGAAAUUCUUGCUUUAUAAGUAUUGAGAGUGUGGGAAUGCCAUAACCUAAACAAGGGUGUACUUUCCCUGUGCUCUGAAAUUCCAUUUUUUCUUCUUUCCCUGAGUUGUAUUGACCUACAGAGUUAAUUUCCUUUGUAUUUUUUUAAGAAAAUAUUAAAAAUUAACUGUCUCAAA
Messenger RNA from Cynocephalus volans (Philippine flying lemur), 3354 nucleotides. It is a transcript of the gene KLHL12, whose product is annotated as kelch like family member 12. NCBI's taxonomy places the organism in Eukaryota, Metazoa, Chordata, Mammalia, Dermoptera, Cynocephalidae. Gene Ontology annotation, molecular function: protein binding. The coding region runs from base 201 to 1907 and encodes 568 amino acids. The transcript has 12 exons. The record is from RefSeq and is a predicted model, not a curated record.